Messenger RNA from Homarus americanus (American lobster), 11625 nucleotides. Its product is annotated as serine-rich adhesin for platelets-like. The record is from RefSeq and is a predicted model, not a curated record. Lineage: Eukaryota; Metazoa; Arthropoda; Malacostraca; Decapoda; Nephropidae.
AUGCGUCGCCUCAAGACGGAGCUAUCAUGGCUUCGACGUCGGGGGGCAGUGAAGACAGACGACCCCCCUCAGCAGCAACAGGUGGUGGGUGUUGGGGUAGGCGUGGGGGCGUCGUCGAGGGCGUGUGGUCGGUGCCGCGUGGAGCUGGGGCUGAUUAUCAACAGAGGCGCGGUGUGCAGGGCGUGUAGGCAGAGGGUAUGUAAGCAGUGCCGGGAAUUUAGCGUGAAUGGCCGCGACUGGGUGUGCAACGUCUGCCAUAAGCACAUAGAGAUUCAGCUGGCUUCAGGAGAGUGGAUGAACGAGUUUAUCCGUCGGCCGAGUCGUCGACGAGAGAAUAAGGUGUAUGUCCCCCCGGCCGAUGUGGUCAAGCGCUCCCUCAUCAAGCGAUCAUGGACCAUCUCAAGGUGUGACCUGCGGGAGGAUGGGACGCGGAGGAACCCAAAUAUUCCACGUCCGGCGAGUGUGGAGCGGACCUCACCUGAGCUACGGCCCUCCUCUACCCCACAUAAACCACCUCGGGGGCACCGCACACCCACAGACGAAAACGAGCCCCCGUGGGACUCACCGCACUACCCUUCCCGGGGGGCGCCGCCCCGCCGGUAUAGCAUGAGCAGUUUUGACGGUGUACCACCAGGUCCACGUCAUCUGAAGGGCCCCGCGCCCCUCCCACCUCAAGGCCAGUACCCCGACAGCCCGGGCUCGCCACAUUCCUACACCCUACAGCGUCAACUCUCCAUUGACUCCCCUCCAGUGCCACAGCGGCGUCGCCUGCUGCCUGACCUGCCCCAACAGUCCGUCCGUAUUCCACCCUCCAAGCCUGAGCGGCCGUCCACCCUGCCCCGCAAACUCCGUCAGGCCCGAGAACCCCACGACCAGCCUAGCGAUCCCCACCUCUCCCCCAGCCUAGCACACGACCCCAGUAGGUUUCAUUCUAUGCCUCGCACACGAGCGCGCUCCCCUAGCGGACCGGGCCGGGGGCGCUCAGAGCCCUCUCGGCGCUCACAGUCCCCAGUGAUGCCGCUGAGGGAGAACCCAUCCCUGGGUGGCUACAUCAGCUCAGGGCCCAUCACCAGCACACCCAUCAACCACGAUCCUGCCAUCAUCCACCACAGGCGCAGUGCUCCCCCACCCACGCCUGCCCCCAGGGAACACUCGCGCCGUCAUGGUAGCAGCCGACCCCCUGACCAGGGCACGCCCACCUCUAAGCUACGUCGGCACCCCCAUGCUCCUCAAGGGGUGACGCGGAUCAUCGAGAUAGAAGUAGAGGGUCAGGACGACCACUCACCAGCCUCCAGGACCAACUCCGGCUUGAGCGUCUCCUCCCGGGGCACCUCAGACAACAGUGACUAUGACGGCGACGCUUCCGGGGUAUUCACCAAGGUGCCUUCCUCAUCCCGUCCACGACAGGCUACCUCCCCGCCUGCGCCCCGCCCACGCCAGGCCACAUCCCCAUCUGCACCACGUCCUCGUGAGGCCACAUCUCCUCCAGCAUCACGCCCACACCAAGCUGCCUCUCCAUCAUCUUCCCACCUGCGGUACACAACCUCACCUCCCAUGCAGCACCCACGCCAGGCAGCUUCCCCGCCCUCGACACAUCCACGCCCAAACGCAUCGCCCGCCAUGGUACACCCGCGCCAGCCAUCAUCGUCACACCCUCACCUGGCAGCCCCCUCACCCAGCCUCAUGACCUCAGGCUUCGCGACGACGGGUCGGCCUCGGAAACCUUCACACAACCCGGCGGGGGUUAGACGAAGCCGCUCUUUCCAGGUGGGUUCCCCUCGACGUGAUGACGAGUACCCGGUUCCUCUGUCGAAGGAGUCCCUCUCUGGCCAGGUCGCUCGCUAUGUCAAGGAGCUGGAGCGGGGCAUCCAGAUGACGGUAGAGAACAUGAUGCCCAAGAAACACUCGCUGGCCUUAGGGGAACACCCUCGACCACCUCCUAGUCCUUCCAAAGACUCCUCCAGCCGGAGCCUCAGCCUAGGCCGCCGCCCCAAGGAGAAACUGCCGCCGACCACUCCUCUCAAUGAUACCAGUGACACAGGUACCUCCAAGGAGUGCGAUGAUCGCUCCCCCCAGCGUCACUCAGACACCGCCUCCUCCCAGCGUCACUCAGACACUGCCUCCUCCCAGCGUCACUCAGACACCGCUUCCUCCCAGCGUCACUCAGACACCGCCUCCCCCCAGCGUCACUCAGACACCGCCUCCUCCCAGCGUCACUCAGACACCGCCUCCUCCAGCGUCACUCAGACAAUGCCUCCUCCCAGCGUCACUCAGACACCGCCUCCUCCCAGCGUCACUCCAGACACCCCUCCCUCAGCGUCACUCAGAUACUGCCUCUUCCCAGCGUCAGACACCGCCUCCUCCCAGCCUCACUCAGACACCGCCUCCUCCCAGCGUCACUCAGACACUGCCUCCUCCCAGCGUCACUCAGACACCGCUUCCCCCCAGCGUCACUCAGACACCGCCUCCUCCCAGCGUCACUCAGACACCGCCUCCUCCCAGCGUCACUCAGACACCGCCUCCGACAUCGUCCUCGAUGCCGAAAAGAUCUUGCCGGAGGGGGACGACUACAAGCUGGUGUUCAUCAGUUCUGAUUCUUCUAAAGACUCCGAACUCAAUUCUUCUAUAGACUCGGACAACUCAGGGUCACCCUCGAGACGGGUGUCGAGUGCGAGCGCCGUCAACGACUCUGACACCGCCGGGUUCAUCGACGAAAGUGACUGGGACUACUUCGAGUCGGAGUCGCAAGCUGGACGACGUCGUAAAGUAAAUGGCGCCACCCCACGUGUGUUCAUCCCAGCCCGUGUGGACGCGAGCGUCAUGACGGACGGGGAGUACCUGAGCGGCGGGGCCUCAGAGGGCGAGGAGAGCGACACAGAGUCGUCUCGGGUCAAGGAUGUAUCACUACAGUUGUCGUUGAGGGUACCGUCUCCUGUCGCUCCUCCCGCCCACCUCCGCCAGGACAGUGACGUCAAGGGCAAAGAGGGCGUGGGCGCCCAAAAUGACCACAGCACGCCCACGACAUCCGUCCCCACCCAACCUCUCCUCACACCCAUCACUGCCAUGGACACUAAGGAGCUGCACGCCAUGUUACGACAGACGGAGGCGGUGCAAGCGGAAGCUCAAGCACUCCAGGCAGCUCUGAUGGGCGCCUUCACCCCACCAGACCCUGCCCUGAGUGCCACGUCCGGCGGGCGGUGGUUCAAGAGGGGCGACUCCACUCGUAGCUCCGCCGAGAGGUCAAUGGGCGAGUUGUCGUGUCACGACCAGGUGCGGGCCGCGGGCUCCCCACACGACUCCCCGGCCCUCAGGGAGUACCGCAAGAGGGUCCUGACAGAGAUCCAGAACUACUACGGCGUUAACCAGGGCACCAACAUGACGAGUCGCGGGCGGCUAGACUGGUACAGUUACCUCACUCAACACCACCCUCGCCCCGCCUCCCCCGCCCCUCCCGCAGCCUUAUCUCGCUUAUCAUAUCAGCGGAAAGAUAAACCUAACAAACUGGUGGUGACUCGUGGACAAGGAACUAGUGUCAAGCCGUCGUCCACAGUGGGUGGCAGUGCGCAAAGGUCCAGUCGGGAUAUUUGUAUACAAACUGAUCCAGACCCCGCCGUAGUGACCUCCAGCUGUGACGAGGAACUCACACCUGAGCCCCAGAAGGUCUCCCCAGCGCCCCCUAGGCUCCUCCUGCGGGGGCCCCUCAACAACCACACCCUACAGGCCGCCGCCGCCGCCACACUGUCCUCCAUGGUAAAGGCAACACCUCCAAGGACGCGGGGAUACACGGAGUCCUGUGGCGGUGACGGCGGCGGUGUGAGUGUUGGCGGCGGUGGUGGUAGUAGCGGGGGCCGGGAGCGAGAGGGGGGAGAACUCACCCCCCACCUGCCUCACCCUCCCUCUAUCCACCUGCACCUCACGCUAAGUCGCGAGACCUCAGUCGCGCACCCGUCCGACUCUGAGACGGAUGAGAGGCUCGUGGAGUACCAUUCGUCCUUCAGUAGUGAUCUAGGGGGGGAGUCAACCAGUGAUUUCGAGUACCAGAACGAAUCUAGUGAGCGUGUGAAAACCUUGGAGACCCACCUGAGGGAGGAGAAGGAGCGUGGAGAUGUAAGGGCUGGCAGGGUGUUAGGAACAGAGGCCAGCAAGGAGCAUGGCGGCCGUGGAGGGGGGGAGGAGGAGGUGCCGAGGUCCCCCCGCAUAGCAGCAGCAGCCAACACCACCAGCCACACCACCACCACCACACACGCACUCUCCACCACACACGCCCCCAACACAGCCACACGCACCUCCACCACCACCACACACACACCCACCACCACACACACACCCAUCUCCAUCAAACACACGCCCACCAUCACUACCACACGCCCGCCGCCGCCCCAACCCGCACCCAGGACCACCAUGAGUGCCCCACGUCCACACCACCGUCAUGGCCCACGCCCUCGCCGUCAGCCACUCCAGCAGCAGGAUACACAGGGUGACCUCGACGCCCCGGAGAGAGUUAUCCAGGUGGAGGGAGCAUCUCAACCCGCCUCCCCGCACCUUGUCCUGCAGCCCGUCCACCACGACACCACGCCCUCCAGCAGCACCAGCGAGGCCGAGGAUACCGACGAGGACGUUCACGUGUCUCGUAGUUAUGAUAUUGUUCCUGCUGACGAGGUAGACGGUGAGAGUGAGGUCGAGGAUGUCCUAACGGAGGGUGACGUGACCUCCAACCUCCUCGAGGCUGAGCAGCAGGGUGAUGACUCCUCCUCGUCCUCGAUCGACGGUGACACUGACGAGGACAAACACGUCAGUAAGGAGUACAGCCUCACGAGAUCGUCCUCGUCUGACACGGACUUCCACAAGUCAGACGUUGACGAUACUCCUGAGCACACCACCGCCGUCCUCGCCACAGUGCCCCUCGAGGACGAGGACGUGGUGGAGGCUGUGAACGCCGCCCUCAUCCGUGACGUGGUGGAUGAGGUGGACGACGCAGGGGCACAAGAGGCUGUGGAGGCCAUCAAUCACCACGUCUGUGAUCUCACACUCGACGAUGUUGUUAUCACCUGGCCCGACGAUGACGUGGCCGAGGCGUCAACAACAUUGUCAUUUGAUACUCAAGAACAAAUGGUGGGUGAAGAGAAGACGAGAGAAGAGAAAAAUAAUUCGGGACAAAAUAACGACGAUAAGAGAUAUGUGCGGUUUAGUGACGUAGAUAAAGGCGUAAUAGACUCCUCCAGUGCGUUGAGGGAGGAAGAUGAUGAUGGUGUUAUGGUGGAGGAAAUUACCACAAGUGUUGGAGAAAAUCUGGUGAGUGGGGAGAGUACUAGUGAUGGAGACAGUGGGGGAGACAGUGCUAUAGGUGUGGGUGAGAGUAGUGUGGUAGUGAGCGGUGAUAGUGAGAGUGUGCUCGGUGAUAGUGAGAGUGUGCUCGGUGAUAGUGAUGUCGUCUAUAGUGAACAAAUUACCUUAGGCAGUGACCGCGGGGAGGUGUGUUGUGAUCAGACCACUGACCCUCACACACCACCCACCUCUGACACUGUCCUCAAGUCCGAGGUCACAGUUACGCCAGAGGUCACAGUUACGCCAGAGGUCACAGCUGCACCAGAGGUCACAGCUGCACCAAAGGUUACAGUUACGCCAGAGGUCACAGUUACGCCAGAGGUCACAGUUACGCCAGAGGUCACAGCUACAUCUGAAGUUGUAAGUAUAUCUGAAGCAGGUGUUCCUGAUGUAGAAGCUAACGCUGAAUUCACACCUGUAUCUGAGAUGGAAGUAACUCUUGAGGCCACAGCUGUACCUGAGUCAUCUGCACCAGAGAUUGCAGCUGUAACUGAUGCAUCUGCGCCAGAGGUUGCAGCUGUAUCUGAGGCCACAGCUGUACCUGAUGCACCUGUGCUAGAGGCCACAGCUGUACCUGAGUCAUCUGCACCAGAGAUUGCAGCUGUAACUGAUGCAUCUGCGCCAGAGGUUGCAGCUGUAUCUGAGGCCACAGCUGUACCUGAUGCACCUGUGCCAGAGGCCACAGCUGUACCUGAGGCACCUGCGCCAGAGAUUGCAGCUGUAACUGAUGUAUCUGCACCAGAGUUUGCAGCUGUAUCUGUGGCCACAGUUGUACCUGAUGCACCUGUCCCAGAGGCCGCAGCUGUAUCUGAGGCCACAGCUGUACCUGAAGCACCUGCGCCAGAGGUCGCAGCUGUUUCUGAGGCAGAAAUUAGAUCAGAGGUCGCGGCCAUAACAAAGGUGACUCCCGAGGACCCAACAGAGGCCAUGGCAGCUACUGUGAAGACGACGGACACAGAGGUCACUACUCCCACACACGACGAGUCUGUUACAUUACAGGAGUCCACAUCAAUACUGGGGGUCAUAGUUACACCUGAGUCUGAGGUGGCACCAACAGACGGCCACCAGGAGGACAAGACAUCCAGGUGUGGCUGCCCUCUGGAGGAGCAGGCUUCUUCAGGAGGGGAUGAGGCCAUGUUGAGGUUCUCAGGUGAGGCGGUCGUCACCCCAGGGGGAGAGAGACAGCCUCAGGAGUCGUCCCCGGGAGACCCUGUCUGGGACACCUGCCACACCUGUACAGCUAGUGCAGGUGUUGUUGCCGAGAUGGAAGAAAGGGAGAGGGAGAGUGUGGGUACUGUGCCCCCAGGGCCCAGCAGCCUGCCCGGGCACACCAGGGAGAGUGAAGAACCAUUCCUGGGAGAAAGUGAAGGGGCGGAGUAUGGUGCUGAAAGUAAUGGGGUGAUGGAGGGUGAGGGGCCCGGACCUGCUGGCACUCAUGCUGACGCCGGAAGUGAACAAGUGGAACACAGCACCGCGGUGGCUCACAGCUGCGGCCACACAUCAGUAACACAUGACGCGCCCGCGGGCCCGCACGUGUCAGCCGCCGCUCCCCACACUGUGAGUGACGUUACCAGUGCACCAGCGGACACGGCGCCGCCCGGAGAGGUACGUGGCUCCCUCCAGCAGGAUAUAAUACAGUGUGAUAUUACCAAAGUGAAGAAAGAUAGUGUCGAGGGAGAGUCUAGUGAGUCAGGUCACUCUAGUGCUGGUGAGAGUGAGGUGGAGGGGGACGACCCCGGUAAUGUGGUCAAGAUCAAUGUGACGGAGGACGACGGCGUCAGCAUCCCCGUCAGCGUGUUGGGCGAGGGUGUGGGGCAGGAAGUGAGGAGGUUCGCAGUGAGGCGGGUACGCUCGCCGGAGAUAGUGUCGCGCCACACCCCACCAGUGCCCUCACGACGCACCAAACGUUCCUCCUCCUCUGACGGCGUCUCAUCCUCCUCUGACAUUGAGCGUUCUGACGCCGACGCAAGUGACUCCGCCGACACCGUGGUAGAGGGAGGUAAGCUGCACGCUGAGCUGCGCAGGUUCGCACUCCACCAGCGCCGCCACGACCACGACGACAAGGGUCGUGAUUCUGACGGUCCUUCAUCAGCUGACUCCGUCCUCCACGGUGCCGACAGCGAGUCUCAGUGUUCCGACAACAGCGAGGAGGGUAACCUGGUAUCCAUUGUGUCUGUUGGGGAUGAAGACGACCACACCACGCGCAUGUCCUCCCAGGGCAGGAUAUACAUCAGGUCAGACUCCACGGACUCCGAUGUACAGAUUAAACCAACGUGUAUUGUGGUGACAGGGUCGUCAGGGGCGGAGUCCGGAGAGGACGGUGACGCUGAAGGUAUCAACACUAAGCGUAAUAUCAAGAAUGAAGGUAACGACGUGACCAUUCUAGAGGUGACGAGUGACGUACGACGUGGCCACGUCAUGUCAGUGCAUGUCACAAGUCCAGACUCCUCCCGCAGUGCCUCGCCUGCACGGAGGAGUCAGGUGAGCGAGCUGCAGUCCAUGAUCCUGACAACUCGUGAGCGUCAGCAGCAGUUCCGAAGGUCCCCGACAGAGAUGAAAGAGUCGUCCUCGAGUCUGGCCAACUACUUCACCCUCACACUGGGCACAGACUCACCUCACGCUCCCAGAAGACUCAACAAAACUCCAGAAAUUCGUCGUCGUAAAAUUGACCGUCCUGAGACCUUGGAAUCGCCCGCCCCCACAAGUCCCACAAGCCCAGCUCAAACCCCUGACCACUCCGAGGGGGAUCUCCUGGCCUACGAGGAACACCACGGCAUCGACAUCGAGGAAGAGUACACUAACACCCAGGAGUAUGACUCGUGGGAGGAUGGAGAGAGAACAGUCACCUUCCCUGAGGAGAUCGAGUUUGACGAAGACGUCUCGUUUGAUGAGGUCAAUCAGGAGUUUGUCGAGGGGGGCGAGUUCGAUGGUCAAGAUAUUUAUAUCGAACAUGAGGCUGAGGGACGCUUUGACUCCAUCGAGGAUGUCGAGUCUGUCAACAGUGAGUCGAACUACAGCGAAUCUUCAGGCGACGAGACCUACGACCGAGAGAUUGAACUUCGUGGGUACUGUAACAGAGCUAUCGACUUCACCCUUCACACCAUCAUUGAGGAGAGCUGCGAGGAGAGCGAUUACGAGAGAAAGCCGAAAGAGGAAGAUGGGGCCAAGGCCGACCCAUCUGAGCUGGAGAAGUACUUCUACUUCGACCUUGGUAACGGUCCCGCUGACUCCAAGAGAUAUGCCAACGAGGAGAGUGAGUACAGCGACACUUUCUCCGAGACCUCGAGCUCCAUCUUCAGCGAGGGACUCGAUGUUGACCCCAAUAAUGAAGAGGACGUUGAUCCUGCCGAGCUGGCGUCAUCCAGGCUAGAGAAGUACUUCCUGACGGGGUUCUUGGGGCUUGAGCGCCAACCGUCCAUCAGGUCCAUGGGUGAAGACUCUGAGCUCCACACUGACGAGAGUGGGUCCGUCGGCAGUGACUCAGAGGGGUCACCCAGCCCCGAGCAGCCCCGAAAGAAGCUAGUUAGACGACCUCGGGGGUUUCGUCCAGGCGUCAUCAAUAGAUCUUUGGCGACGGCCGAGCGAUGGGAUGGCUCCCCGAGUGAUGGGUCGCACCACUCUGAAGGGGAUGAUGUGGACAGGACCUUGGUGAGUGGUGAGGACGAGGGGUCCACAGAGUCCGAGGAAACAGCCUUCGACAAGGGAGAUGGACAGUUCGAUACCAUAAAGCGAAGAAAAAAGAAAAAGGGUUCAGGGGAUUAUUCCGACAAGAAGUCCGACAGUGAUAAGAGUGAACUGAGAACGCUGGAGCAACACGAGAUAGAACACAGGGAGGAAAUAUGUGAGCUGAAAAAUUCGGAGGCACUCAAGUCUCUGGUGCAUGAAGGAGAAAAAGUGACAAAACGUGUGACAAUUGAAUGUGAUAGAGAGAGCAGAGAGAGGUGUGACGAGAGAAUGGAAAAGGAAGGUGACCUCUCGGACCGGAAGUACCUAAGUCGAGACAGUGGUUUCAUUGGGAGUUCUGACGACUUGUUAAAGGAUAAGCCCGAGGACAACCUCAAGGAACAUAAGUCUCGCUUGUCCUCAGAGUCCAGCGUUGAGGAUGGUGAGUCCUCCUCGAAAAGAAACGACCAGGCACAAAACGUGUCGAGUAAGAAUGAAGAGAGCAAGAGCGACAGUUUCGACAACGACAGCAACAAUAACAAAUCAGAGAACGAGGAGCGUAGUAGCGGGGACGGCAAGGUGUCGAGGUCGAGCACUGGCUCCUCCGUCGACCUGCCGCCCUUCUCCCCCGACAAAAUAAGGAACAAGAUCUGUCGCAAAGAUUCCUUUAACAACUGGAGCUCUGACGAGGAGACCAACAUGAUGAUGAACAAGAUGCGCGCCUUCUUCAAGACUAUGAUCUCCAACACCCGCGAGGCGCCUAAGGGGCAUCGGGUCAAGCCUCCACAGUUACUGGCAUUUGAAGCCAAGUUAACGAAUCUCAUGAAGACGGUGCCUGGCAUCAAUGACUCGCAGGUGAAGGAGAUCGUCGAGUACCUGAGCUCGGAGGACACCUGGAGUGACUCCUAUGAUUCCUCCGACUACACUAGCAGUGACCUGGAGGGCGCCUAUGCCCUUCUUGACCAAGCAGAUCCGGAGAUGAGGAGUGACUUACAGGAACAGAUCUCGGCUUCUUGUCAACAAAUAAUUCAGAAGUUUGACCAGAGUCGCGAGCCAAGUGACACUGACAGCACUCACUCGCUCUUCGAUGGACGAGCGUGUUCUGAGAGCUCUGAAGACGCUUCUCCCUCCAGCAAGGACACCGCGUUUGUGUACCAGCGGCUUAUGUCCUCCAUCUCCCGCCUGAAGCCUGACAGUGACAGGGGGAGCAUAGGGUCCGGGUCACAGGGCGCCUCGCCGCCCCUGCUGGCUAAGGUGAUGCACCACAUAGGUAACCGCCUGGUAGCUCUCAUGCACGAGGUGUCUGGUGGCAGUGAGAACGGAGACGACGACUCCCUCAGUGGCGGCCACCCCGUCACCUCCAGCCCAAAGGUUUCACUCUUCAUCCCCAAGAAACAUAAAUCCGUCGAUUCCAUUUCCAUCGACUCCUCCGUUGAGAAAAGCUCCUUAACCAGCACUAGUUUUGAGUCAGAGGACAGUCCCACCGACACCGAACAGUCCCCUGAGUCUGACCCCGGCACACCCAAGGCCCGCAAGCGUCAUGGGCCGCUCUCGAUCAUCAGCGAACGGUCCUCGGCGGAAGAUUUCACCUCCCUGGAGAGUCAACGUACCGUGUUUGCCUCUCACGAUUCCCCGCGGCACCAGGCCCGCCUCGACGCCACCCGUCCUCAGCACAACACGACGUCAGAGCGCAGCCUGGAGGAGCGAGGAGUGACUAACAUACAGUACUUCGUGACGGAAGGCAGCAACAAUGAGGUGGAAGUCUGGCAGAGCGUCACGAUUGAUGAAGACAAAUUCGACGCUCGGGAGCUUCAUGGUGUGCCACGUGCACGACGUAGCGCUCGACGGCAGGAGGCCAGGAAGGCCAAGAGCCACAUGAGCCUGGAGAAGAUCCACCAGGAAGAGGUUAAGGCCACGGGCGAGAGGUCAGAGUCACUCGGGGACCUGCUGGACCGCGUCCGUUCUUCAGAAUUCUCGAGUAGCUACGAGCAGCUAGACUCAGACUCUACACUCAAGGCGUCGGACUCGCUGGACCGACACAUCGGGAGUAGUUCCUCAAACAUCCGUUUGAAUGCCUCCAGUCGUGGGUCUCUCACCACCAGCAGCCGGGGCAGCCUGGCGGCGUCUAGUCGGGGUUCCCUAAACGCCGGUUCCCGAGGCUCCCUCCAGGGAUCUUCCGGUCCCGAGGAGGAGGAUGAAAAGAAGCCCAAAAAGCUGAAUUUCUUCCGGUACGCCAGACGAUCAUCCAUGCCGGACACAAGCAAGGAUCGCAUGUCACCAGAAGUCCGCUCCACAACACUACCUCGAUCAAAUCCCACCCAGGUGGCCUCCACGGCCUCCCUCCCACGAUCUCAGUUCGCCCUCCUCAACAAGACUAAUUCGUCCGUCACUUCCUCCACACACACGCCCUUCGCCUCUCCUCCCUCUACCCUGGAUAGGGCAUCCAUCACGGGACCUCGUUCUGCUCGUUACCACGCCCCAGGAUAUCGUCCACCCCCACCCACCACGCUUCCCAAACGCAUCAUCUCCACCUCCGGCUUCACCUCCCUCAGGAAGGACGCGGUGAGCAGCUGGGCGCCUCAAGGUAAGACAAAACACCAUUUAAUGACUUUUCACCUUCUCACGCACGACCCAUGA